Messenger RNA from Suillus fuscotomentosus, 627 nucleotides. RefSeq lists its product as uncharacterized. The coding region runs from base 1 to 627 and encodes 208 amino acids. NCBI's taxonomy places the organism in Eukaryota, Fungi, Basidiomycota, Agaricomycetes, Boletales, Suillaceae. The transcript has 3 exons. The record is from RefSeq and is a predicted model, not a curated record.
AUGGCGUACAUAAACCCUCUUCAUCCCCCUGUCCCCAGUAGCGUUCACUCAUCAUACACUGCCCUUGCUGGUGCAUGCUCCGCGUAUCAACCUCCCUUCGCUCAAGCUUUGCCGCCCACCCACCGACGCCUGCCUCAGGCGCCAUCAUCGAAGGCGCCAACAUCUCGUCGUUCCCCUCCUUGUCCUGCUGUCACGUUUGACCUUUAUGGGGCUCCCUCGCAUGGUCUUGGCGUUCCCAUGUGUGAGCUGCUGGCUCGUUCGGGAGGUGCAUUGGAACGUAUGCUCGUCGGUGCGAAUGAUGGCGUCGGUGCUCAAAUGAGCGGAUCUUUUGGCUUUCGCAGAGUCAAUCUCAAGAUCUUGUGGCCGGGAUAUGAGCAUCUUGAUCGCACUUACCCCCUUGACAUCCAUACUCCAGCUGGUCCUCUCACCCGAGGGCCACUCGCCGUCCAAGUUGCACGUGCAUUCGCGCGCUUCAUCGAGGAACUGCAAGGUUACUCCCCUGCACAGCACGGCGCCAGUUGGCGCUUCGGAAAUGGUGGAAUUGGUUUUAAUCGCCUCAUGCUUUCGGCGCUUUGGAACGUCCACGAUGAUGUAUGGUUGGCUGAGGUCAUCGUCGACUUUCGUUAA